This is a messenger RNA of Nerophis lumbriciformis (worm pipefish), 1257 nucleotides long. The record is from RefSeq and is a predicted model, not a curated record. NCBI's taxonomy places the organism in Eukaryota, Metazoa, Chordata, Actinopteri, Syngnathiformes, Syngnathidae.
GGCUGCCCGUUCCAGCCGCAGCCCCAGAGAAUGAAUGAAAUUGAAAUAGCUGCUACAUUACAUGUACAAUACCGGGCGCUGCAGCGUUGCAUUCUAUCAUACUACACCAAAAUGGCCACAGCGGUACAGAACCACCUCAAAUCGCAAUCUGGAGGUGCAGUCAUCAAGAACAGUCUUGGAGAGGAGUUCUACAAGGAAGCCAUUGAACACUGUCGCAGUUACAAUGCCCGUCUGUGUGCUGAGCGCUCCAUGCGUCUCCCCUUUCUGGAUUCCCAGACAGGUGUGGCCCAGAGCAACUGCUACAUUUGGAUGGAGAAGAAUCACCGUGGACCAGGUCACGCGCCAGGUCAGUUGUACACGUAUCCUGCUCGGUGCUGGCGCAAAAAGAGGCGGUUGAACAUUCUGGAGGACCCACGGCUUGUUCCGAUUGAGUUUAAAAUUGACUAUGAAGCCUCCCUAAAGAAGGAGGGUGGUAUUCCAGAUGGCCCUGUGUUGGAGUCACUGCUUGCUGGGGAUACUCUGGACAAGAAGGUGGAAACAAAAGAGGAAGAGCCAAUGAGCGAGUGUCAGAAAUUGCUUGUUGGAGAUUUCCCGCAUGAGCUGGAGGUGGAUGAGAUGGAAGAAGAUGUUCCUAAGCGCAAGAACCGUACCAAAGCACGGGCCUACGGGGUUGGUGGCAUGAGAAAGCGACAAGAGCCACCUGCUAUAGAAGACAGAGACAAGCCCUAUGUCUGUGACAUAUGUGGAAAGCGCUAUAAAAACCGCCCAGGACUGAGUUACCAUUACACUCACACUCAUCUAGCAGACGAAGAGGGCGAGGAAGACUCAGAGAGGCACACGCUUCCUUUCCAACGCAAAAACAACCACAAGCCCAAAAAAGCAGCGGAUGGCUCUGUCAUCGCAAAUGGAUACUGCGACUUUUGCCUCGGAGGCUCAAAGAAGACUGGCUGUCCUGAGGACCUCAUUUCCUGUGCGGACUGUGGACGCUCAGGCCACCCCUCCUGUCUGCAGUUCACAGUGAACAUGACAGCUGCAGUGAGGACUUAUCGCUGGCAGUGCAUCGAGUGCAAGUCCUGCAGCCUGUGUGGCACCUCUGAGAAUGACGAUCAAUUGUUGUUUUGUGAUGAUUGUGACAGAGGCUACCACAUGUACUGUCUGAGCCCUCCUAUGUCUGAACCUCCAGAAGGAAGCUGGAGCUGUCAUUUGUGUUUGAGACAACUGAAGGAGAAGGCCUCCGCCUACAUCACCCUCAAUUAA